Messenger RNA from Ichthyophthirius multifiliis, 282 nucleotides. RefSeq lists its product as hypothetical. The transcript has 2 exons. The record is from RefSeq and is a predicted model, not a curated record. NCBI's taxonomy places the organism in Eukaryota, Ciliophora, Oligohymenophorea, Hymenostomatida.
AUGGACUAAUAUUAUAACUUCAAGGAAAAAUUUUUAGGAAAAGAAGGAGCCUUUGGUGAAUUCAAAGUACUCAUAGGUUUUUUCAGCGAAAGUUUUUGGGGAUUUGAUAAAAAUGCACUCCAGGAGUUAAAAAGAAGAGGCUUUAGAUAUGAUUUAGUAAAAAAAGACGAAGAAUUUAUAACAAAAUUAAACGAUUAUGAUAUCGCAUGGAUAAUUGAUGUUAAUCCUAUAGAUUAAAAGAAUUAAGAAAAACUGAUUUUAGAAUUUAUUUUUAUGGUCUGA